AAAAAAAAAAAGAAAAAAUACAAACUGAUCUCUAAUUUCUUCUCUUCUUUAUUGAAAACCCUGAUCAGGCAACCAUGUUCCCCCGCCGCCUCCGCCCUAGUAUGUGCCCUUAGGGUUGAUUUCAUUGCUUGAUCCACACGUAAGCCUCCUCUUCCUCUUCUUCUUCCUCAAAUUUCCUGCGCGCCUCCACUUUCACCGGCCGGAGAAAAGGGGAAAAAGAAAUGGCGAGAGCUUUAGUACAGUAUAUCGGAUUACCUUGUGUGCAUCCUGCGUUGAAUUUCUCCCAAUCUAAAAUGAUUAUUAAUUAUGCUAGUGGCAACAGCAGAAACUCAUCAACCACAACGUUUCCUUUGGCGGCAAACCCUUUGAGGUUGAAUCUGAACAGUUUUACAGGACUCCGUUCGGCUAAAUUGGCGUUUGGCAGUUUGGUCGUCCGAUGUGGCAAAAGUUUUGAUAUAGAAGAGGAUUAUGAAAACAAUACUACUACUACUUCCGGUUCAGGAGAAAGCCAUUACCACCGAAAUGAAUCAUUUUACAAGGCGUUUGAACGGAUUAAUAGGCAAUCUAUAAUGGUUGUUCUGCUUGCACAAGAGGAGGCAAGGCGUUUGGGCCAUAAUUUUGUGGGCACGGAGCAAUUAUUAUUAGGUCUAAUUUCUCUGGGUACGGGGAUUCCAGCUGAGGUUCUGAAAUCCGUUGGUAUCAAUUUGAAAGAUGCCCGUUUGGAAGUAGAGAAAUCAAUCGGGAAAGGGAAUGGAGUUGCGGCCUUGGGGACCCCUUUUACCCCGCUUGCAAUCCGAGUUUGGGAGAAUGCCCUUAAGGAGGCUGCCCAACUGCGUGAUUCUCAUAUCAAACCGGAGCACAUCUUCCUCGGGUUGAUUCGCCUGGGCGAAGGCGUUGGAGUUAGUGUCAUUGAGAAUUUAGGUGGAGAUUUUGGUGAAAUUCGGAGGCUGGUGAUUGGAAUGAUAAAUAAAGAUAAAAAACCAGCACCUGUUGUACUUGAAGAGUACGGUACGGAUUUGACAGCGCUUGCAAAUCAGGGGAAAUUGGAUCCUGUAAUUGGAAGACAGGAACUAAUCGGGCGUGUGAUUCGAACAUUGGCCAGAAGGUCGAAGAACAUUCCUGUCCUCAUUGGAGAAUAUGGAGUUGGGAAAACAGCUAUUGUUGAGGGUCUUGCUCAACGGAUUGCCAAUGGUGAUGUUCCGGAGUCAAUGCAGGGGAAGAAGGUCAUAAAACUAGACAUUCGACUCCUGGUUGCGCAAGAAGAAAAUAGGGAAAAAAGGGUGAAGAAAUUGAUUGAGGAGAUGAAACAAAAUGACGAAAUCAUAGUUUUUCUUGAUGAAGUGAGAUUUAUUGGAGAUGAUGCUUACGGUGUGGGAGCACUUGAUGCCGCAGCCAUUUUAAGACCUGCCCUAUCUCGUGGUGAGAUACAGUUUGUUGGGGCUGCUUCCGAGGCACAGUACGCUUUGUAUAUCAGGGAUGAUCCAACACUAGAGAGACAUAUCGAGCCCAUUAAGGUACCUGAACCUUCUGUGGAUGAAACUAUCGAGAUUUUGAAGGGGCUUAGGCAGCGAUAUGAGACUGAUCACAAUGUACGGUACACAGAUGAGUCUUUGGUCGCAGCAGCUAAGCUCGCAGACGAAUGUGUCAGUGACCAGUUCUUACCAGAUAAAGCAAUCGACUUGAUGGACGAUGCUGGUUCUCGUGUUAGGAAAUGUCAUGAUCAGGUUGGAGAAGAAGUAAAAUUACUGGAGAUUGAGCUGGAACGUAUCACUGCAGAUAAGUUAGCUUCUGUUGAUAGUGAAGACUUCGAAAAGGCGAUUGAGUUACGUGAUAGAGAAACAGAACUUAAGGAAGCACUGAUCAGCAAAGAGAGAAAUGUGGUGGAAACUGAGUCAGCUGUAGUUGUGACUGGAAUGGAUAUCCGGGAUACUCUGCUGUUGGACUGGAAGAUCGAGUGGGAAAACGGUGACAUAUAUUUCCUGCCUGAUUCCGGUUUUCAUUUCCCCGAUUAUAUGUAG
This is a messenger RNA of Oldenlandia corymbosa var. corymbosa, 2018 nucleotides long. Lineage: Eukaryota; Viridiplantae; Streptophyta; Magnoliopsida; Gentianales; Rubiaceae. The record is from the annotation of a GenBank genome assembly.